AGUAUACCCACUUGGCCAAUCUUCUAGUUAUUCUAGUUUUAUUAAUUUAACUGAUUCUCUCCAGCCGAAUCUCUUUCAUAACUCUAGCUAGAUUAACGAUUCUCUCCUGCCGAAUCUGCCGCUUUCAUAACUCUAGUUAGAAUACGAUUCUCACGUGCCAAUUCCGAGUUUCCUCCAGUUCCAUUACACCAAUGCCCUCUCCCCAAACACCACUAGUUCCCUCUGGUCAGAUUACUCCGAUUCUCUCCUAUCAGAUCCCCUCCUUUCCUUUAGUUACUUUUAUACCGCUUGUCUCCCACAAACCCACUAGUUCUCUUAAUCUCCCACUAAUCUCUCGCACGCAUUUCCCCAGAUUUCCCGCUAGUCACACGCUCCGCCUGCCUGAGUCGCACGACAAUCACCGCGAGACUCACCCCACUAAAACUCCACUCUACUCCGCUCACACUCCACCCCUCAUAUUUCCCGAUGCUACCGUCGUAGAAACAUCCCCCAUCCCUCCUCUAAACCUCCAUACCACCUUACAUAGGAUAGGCUCCAUAUCCGUUCCUAACCCGUAGCCUCCACUAUCCUCUUAUCUCAAUUCCGUAUAAUUCUUCAGCUGCAACAGGGGAAAAAAAGUGAAUGUGAUCGCAAAAAACGUAAUCA
Molecule: messenger RNA, 645 nt
Organism: Suhomyces tanzawaensis NRRL Y-17324
Lineage: Eukaryota; Fungi; Ascomycota; Pichiomycetes; Serinales; Debaryomycetaceae
Exons: 1
Coding region: 192-557 (121 amino acids)
Source: RefSeq, a predicted model, not a curated record